AUGCGUUGUUGCCAAGACUGUCCCACGUCUAUCGAUAACAUUUUUCUGAAGGCCGCACGCACCCCAAGCUCAGAGCUGCUUCAAAGUGCAAAAAGCUUCAAACGUCAACCUCCAAUAACUUGUAAUAUCCUCGCGAUUCCAUCAAUAAAAUACCCUCGUACCAAUAACUCCAGUCAGCUUCUUUCGAUAAUCCUCUACAUAAACGAUAACCAAAAUGUCCUUUGGUGGGCAGACACCGACCAUCUUGGUCUUGAAGGAGGGCACUCCCAGGGACGCGGACAGAUAAUCACAAAUAUCAACGCCUGUCUUGCCAUACAAGCUACAAUAAAAUCAACUCUCGGACCUUACGGUGGUGAUCUGCUGCUCGUGGACGCUAACGGCAAACAGACAAUCACCAAUGACGGAGCUACGGUUAUGAAGCUUCUGGAUAUUGUUCACCCCGCCGCUCGUAUCCUUACCGACAUUGCCCGCUCGCAAGAUGCCGAAGUUGGAGACGGUACAACAUCCGUGGUGGUUCUUGCCGGUGAAAUCCUCAAGGAAUCCAAAACAUUCGUGGAGGAAGGUGUCAGCUCGCAAGUCAUCAUCAAGGGUCUUCGAAAAUCAUGCAUUUUAGCCGUCAACAAGAUCAAAGAAAUUGCUGUACGGAUAGAUAAGGGCGAAAAGAGGGACAUCUUAAUCAAGUUAGCCGGAACAGCAAUGUCGUCAAAGUUGAUUAAGAGAAAUUCGGCCUUUUUCACAAAAAUGGUCGUGGAUGCCGUUCUCUCACUAGACCAGGAUGACUUGAACGAGAAGUUGAUUGGAAUGAAGAAGGUCCCCGGUGGUGCACUCCAGGACUCUAUAUUCGUCAACGGUGUCGCUUUCAAGAAGACUUUCUCAUACGCUGGUUUCGAACAACAACCCAAAUCGUUCAAGAACCCAAAGAUCGUCUCCUUAAAUGUCGAGCUUGAACUCAAGAGCGAGAAGGAUAACGCUGAAGUCCGUGUCGAGCAGGUUUCGGAAUACCAAGCAAUAGUCGAUGCCGAAUGGCAGAUCAUCAUUCAGAAGCUAGAGGCCCUUGUUGCCACCGGCGCCAAAGUCGUCCUCUCCAAGCUCCCCAUCGGUGAUUUGGCAACUCAAUACUUCGCGGACCGUGAUAUCUUCUGUGCUGGCCGAGUAAUGAGCGAGGAUAUGGAACGAGUCGUCCAGGCUGUUGGCGGUAGCAUACAAUCGACCUGUUCCGACAUCAAGGAAGAACACUUGGGUACUUGUGAGUCUUUCGAGGAGCGACAGAUUGGUGGUGAACGAUUCAACUUCUUCCAGGGUUGCCCCAAGGCGAAGACAUGCACAUUGGUGCUCCGUGGUGGUGCAGAACAAUUUAUUGCGGAAGUGGAACGGUCCCUUCACGACGCUAUAAUGAUUGUUAAGAAGGCCAUCAAGAACGACCAGAUUGUUGCUGGUGGCGGUGCUCUCGAGAUGGAAAUUUCGAAGUACCUUCGCGACGAAUCAAAAUUGAUCGCAGGAAAGCAACAGAUGAUUGUUGCAGCCUUCGCAAAGGCUCUUGAAAUCAUCCCAAGGCAACUGUGCGACAAUGCAGGAUUCGACGCAACCGAUAUUCUGAAUAAGCUACGACAAAGACACGCUAAGGGCGAGACAUGGGCCGGUGUUGAUAUCGAUAACGAAGGCAUUGCCGACAACCUUGAGAAGUUUGUGUGGGAGCCAACAGUAGUUAAAUUGAAUGCGAUCCAGGCUGCGACCGAAGCUGCUUGCUUGAUCCUGUCAGUGGACGAAACAAUUAAAAACGAAGAGUCGGCUCAACCGCAAUCAGGACCACCUAUGCCAAGAGGCGCAGCGGGCCGAGCACUACGAGGCCGUGGCAGAGGAAUGCCGAGAAGGUGA
This is a messenger RNA of Orbilia oligospora ATCC 24927, 1875 nucleotides long. RefSeq lists its product as uncharacterized. Gene Ontology annotation, molecular function: ATP binding; ATP hydrolysis activity; ATP-dependent protein folding chaperone. Gene Ontology annotation, cellular component: chaperonin-containing T-complex. Gene Ontology annotation, biological process: protein folding. Bases 1 to 1875 code for a protein of 624 amino acids. The record is from RefSeq and is a predicted model, not a curated record. NCBI's taxonomy places the organism in Eukaryota, Fungi, Ascomycota, Orbiliomycetes, Orbiliales, Orbiliaceae. The transcript is spliced from 8 exons.